Messenger RNA from Geodia barretti, 2904 nucleotides. NCBI's taxonomy places the organism in Eukaryota, Metazoa, Porifera, Demospongiae, Tetractinellida, Geodiidae. The record is from the annotation of a GenBank genome assembly.
UUGUUCGCAUCGCACGUCUGGUCGCGCGGUGUGGAGUUCACCCGCGCCAAUGCCGUGCUCAGCGAGCGGGCGGACGGCGAGGAAGUCGUCCUCAAGGUGGUGACGCGGGAUAAGGUCGUGCAACCCACCGUCACACUGUGGCCGGAUGACGAGGAUUGGUUGUGCGAUUGCGGUCACCAUGAGACGGUGUGCGCACACGUGGCCGCGGCGGUGAUCGCCUACCGGCGCGCCCGACAAGAGGACAAGCCCCUCCCCGCGGCGCAACAGGCCAGCGGCCGGUUGCGCUACGCGUUCACGCGUUCGCAAGGCGCGCUGAGCUUCGAGCGCCACGUCGUCCACGACGGCCGCGAGCAAAUUCUGGAAUCGCCGCUGUCGCUGAGCCUCACCAGGCCCGGCGGCUUGCGUUUCCAGGGCCGGAUAUCCAUCGCGGUGGCGGCCACGCCGGCCGAUCUGGCGGUCGAAUCGGCGCUGGGCAUACACCGGCGCGGACGCCUGCCGCGCGAAGUGAUGGGAAAGCUGCUGGAAGCGCUGGCCUCUUGCCCGGACGUACGGCUGGGCGGCAACCCCGUCAAAAUCCUCGCCAAGCCCAUCGGCCUGCAAGCCUGCCUGGAGGACCAGGGCGACGGCUUCCGGCUGUUUGUGGAACGCGACCCGGCUAUCACCGAGGAAUUUGGCAACGGCGUGGUGCUAUGCGGCGACACGCUGCGGCCGGUCGCCAACCCCGGCCUCACCGCCCGCGAACGCGCCGACCUCCCCGAAGGACGCCACUUCUCCUGCGAUCAACUCACCGAAUUGUUCAGCGAUAUCCUGCCGUCCUUGGAAAAGCGUCUGCCGGUGCAGGUGCGCACGCGGCGCUUGCCGCAGGUGGUGGAGGAACCGCCGCGCAUCAUGCUGGACGUGCACCGCGAAGGUGACGCCCUGACGGUGCUGCCGACGCUGGUUUACGGCCAGCCGCCCCUGGCCCGCGUCGAUGGAGAACGCCUGGUGCACCUGCAAGGGCCGCUGCCGAAACGCAACGAGCGCGCGGAAGAACGCUUGGUGCGGCAACUCCGGCAAACGAUGCAACUUGCCCCCGGGCACAAGGCGCAAUACACCGGCUCAGAUGCGGUACGGGUCGCCACGCGCCUCAAGGGAUGGCGCGGCGAAAUACGCGGCAGCGGGCACACCGCCUUUGAACUGGCGCCGCCGCUGGUGCCGCAGGGGCGGCUCGAUUUCCAGAACUUCGAGAUGUGGUUCGAAUCCGCCCCGCCCGCGUCCGGCGACCCCGCCAAGCGUGUGGAUGCCGGGGCGGUGUUGCGCGCCUGGCAAAGCGGCGAGUCGCUGGUGCCGUUGUCCGGCGGCGGCUGGGCGCCCCUGCCACGCGAAUGGCUGGAUCAGUUCGGUCACCGGGUGGCCGACCUGCUGGCGGCGCGUAACGCCAGUGGCGUACUGCCCCAAUUCGCCCUACCAGACUUGGCGCGCCUGUGCGAAUCAUUGGAACAACCGCCGCCGCCGGAAUUUGACGCGCUGCGCACCCUCGUGGACGACUUCGCCGGCAUUCCCGCGGCACCGAUGCCCAACGACAUGCAGGCCACGCUGCGCUCCUACCAACACAGCGGCGUCAACUGGCUCGUCUUCAUCCGGCAAGCCGGGCUCGGCGGCAUGCUGGCGGACGACAUGGGCCUCGGCAAAACCCUGCAAGCCCUGUGCGCCGUGCGCGGCCGCACCUUGGUAGUGGCGCCGACCAGCGUGCUGUCGCACUGGGGCGACGAAAUCCGCCGUUUCCGCCCGGGUCUGCGCCAAUCGCUCUACCACGGCCCGCAGCGCCGCCUGGACGCCGAGGCCGACGUCACCCUGACCACGUACGCCAUUCUCCGCCUGGACAGCGACCGGCUGGCGCAGCAAAGCUGGGACACGGUGGUGCUCGACGAGGCCCAGAACAUCAAGAAUCCCGACAGCCAAGUGGCACAGGCGGCCUUUGAGCUGCGCGCCGCGUUUCGCCUGACGCUGAGCGGUACGCCGGUCGAGAAUCGCCUCGACGAGUUGUGGAGCCAGUUCCAUUUCUUGAAUCGCGGCCUGCUCGGCGGCCGGCAGGACUUUCAGGACCGUUACGCCCAGCCCAUCGCCAGCGGCCAACCGCAGGCGGCUGAGCGGCUGCGAGAGCGCAUUCGGCCGUUCAUCCUGCGGCGCAGUAAGGGGGAAGUGGCGCCGGAACUGCCGCCGCGCACCGAGCGGGUGCUGCAUUGCGAGCUCAGCGACGCCGAACGCAUCGUGUACGACACGGUGCGCGCCGCCACCCUGAAUGACGUGGUGGCCCGUCUGGAGGCCGGAGGCAACGUCAUGGCGGCGUUCGAGGCGCUGCUGCGGCUACGCCAGGCCAGUUGCCACAGCGGCUUGGUACCGGGGCAGAGCGCGGACACCUCGGCCAAGGUGGAACUGCUUCUGGAGGUACUCGGCGAGGCGGUCGCCGACCACCACAAGGCGCUGGUGUUUUCGCAAUGGACCACCUUACUGAACCGCGUCGAGCCACACUUGCGCGCCGCCGAUAUCGACUUCACCCGCCUGGACGGCCAGACACGCCGGCGCGAUGAGGUAGUGCGGCGCUUCCAGGACGCGGACGGCCCACCGGUCAUGCUCAUCUCCCUGCGCGCCGGCGGUACCGGCCUCAAUCUCACCGCCGCCGAUCACGUCUUCCUGCUGGAUCCGUGGUGGAACCCGGCGGUUGAGGAUCAAGCCGCCGACCGCGCCCACCGUAUCGGCCAGACCCGCCCGGUGCUGGUGCACCGUCUGGUGGCGCGGGACACGGUGGAGGAACGCAUCCUGGCGCUGCAGCAACACAAGCGGGCGCUGGCCGACGUCGCGCUGGCCGAUGCCGCUGGUGCUGCGGGGAUUACGCGCGACGACCUGCUGGCGUUGUUGGCGUGA